This is a messenger RNA of Pyrus x bretschneideri (Chinese white pear), 1116 nucleotides long. RefSeq lists its product as uncharacterized. The record is from RefSeq and is a predicted model, not a curated record. NCBI's taxonomy places the organism in Eukaryota, Viridiplantae, Streptophyta, Magnoliopsida, Rosales, Rosaceae. The transcript is spliced from 3 exons. Bases 1 to 1116 code for a protein of 371 amino acids.
AUGAAGGGAUCCAACAGUAGUAGUGAGCUAAAAGCUCUAGUCUUUGAUGGGGAGAACUACGACUUUUGGAGAAUAAGAAUGACAACCAUUUUCAAGUCCUAUGAUCUAUGGGAUAUGGUUCAAUAUGGGUAUGAACUACCUGAGAUGGAGGUCGAUGCUCUAGAGAAGGACCUCACAGAAACACAACUCAAAACAUUGAAGCAGCAUCGGAUGGAGGAUGCUAGAGCACUUGGAAUCAUCCAAGGUGCUGUCUCAGACACCAUUUUCCUGAGGAUAGCAAAUGAAGAGAGUGCAAAGGAGCUUGGGAAGUUUUACAACAAGAGUACAAAAGAGACAGCAGAGUUAGAAAGGCUAUUUGAUGUUGUAAACAAGAUGAAAACAUAUGGUGAGGAACUGCCUAAUGAAAGAAUUGUCCAGAAACUAUUGAUUAGUUUGACUAAACCCUAUGAUUCAAUAGUGAGUGUCAUUAAAGAAACCAAAGACACUGAAACUCUUAGUGUGCAAGAUGUGAUGGCAUCUUUAAGAGCUUUUGACCAAAGGCUUGAGAGGCAUGCUGAUUUUGCACUUGAGAAAGCUUUUCAAUCACUCAAUGUUGGAUCUAGUAGUCAAGCUAGUGCAAGCAAACAAAAACAACAGUGGAAGGGCAAGAACAAGAAAUGGGAAGGAAAGGGGUAUCAAAACCCUAGACCUAACCAAGGCAACUACUCAAAUGAAGGUCCAAGAAACAAGCAGCAAUGCAAACACUGUGACAAAUUCCAUCUUGGAGAGUGUUGGUUCAAGGACAAGCCUAGGUGCCACAAAUGCAACAGUGCAAAAGUGGAGAAAAACUAUGAAGUGUGGUACAUUGAUAGUGGUUGCAGCAAUCACAUGACUGCACAUGAGUCAUUACUUAUUGAUAUUGACACAAACUUCACUAGAAAGGUGAAAAUGGGAGAUGGAAACAUUGUCAAAGCCACUGGAAGAGGAACUCUGGUCAUUAACACCAAGAAAGGAAGAAGAUGCAUAAGGGAGGUGAUGCUAGUGCCUGAAUUGGAUGAGAAUCUACUUAGUAUGGGUCAGAUGAUGGAGCAUGGCUAUUUUCCUACUCUUUGGGGGAACUGUGGUCGAGAUCUAUGA